Messenger RNA from Esox lucius (northern pike), 2814 nucleotides. RefSeq names its product transcription factor SOX-10. Gene Ontology annotation, molecular function: RNA polymerase II cis-regulatory region sequence-specific DNA binding; DNA-binding transcription factor activity, RNA polymerase II-specific. The transcript has 4 exons. Gene Ontology annotation, cellular component: nucleus. The record is from RefSeq and is a predicted model, not a curated record. NCBI's taxonomy places the organism in Eukaryota, Metazoa, Chordata, Actinopteri, Esociformes, Esocidae. Gene Ontology annotation, biological process: neural crest cell migration; enteric nervous system development; negative regulation of transcription by RNA polymerase II. Bases 433 to 1911 code for a protein of 492 amino acids.
UUUCGUUCCUUCUCACAACGGCUCUCUUUAAGCUCCGGCGCGCGACACAGAGCAGCCAUUCAUUGCAAAGCGAACCGAACGAGGGGGCAGGGGACGGAGCGCGAGCGUCACACCGGUGGACAGGGGUACGCACAAACUCCCGUGUUGAACGGGAAACUUCAUAAGCAUUGCAUUGGUUACAUCGGAGGACUUGAAAGGGAAACAAGUGCAAAGGAAAUAAAUCGGGUAGACUACAUUCGAUUACGCACGAGUAGGCUAUGGGUAUAUGCGUGGCAUAGGACUAAUUCCAUACACAGAAGCACGUCCGGAGCACCUUUUGAGCUGUAGCCUAAACGUUUGCAUUCUCGGAACAGCUUGAUUAUUUUAGGCCUAUCUAAUUUUACUAAAAGAACAUUCUUGUUGCCAGUCAGUAAUAGCCUUAAUCUAAAUAAAAUGUCUGGAGAGGAGCACAGCCUGUCGGAGGCGGAGUUGAGUCCCGGGGGCUCAGAUGAUGGUCACUCACUGUCACCAGCUCACUCAGGUGCUACCGGCGGCCGGGACUCCCCGCUGAUCGGGUCGUCACAGGAAUUGACCGGGCUUUCUGGCGCGGACUGCGGCGGAGAGCACGGCGGAUUAGUGGCCAAGUCAGAGGUGGAUAUGGACCGCUUCCCAAUCGGCAUCCGGGAGGCGGUCAGCCAGGUGCUGGACGGUUACGACUGGACGCUCGUGCCCAUGCCCGUGCGCGUAAACAACGGGAACAAAAGCAAGCCGCACGUGAAGAGGCCCAUGAAUGCCUUCAUGGUAUGGGCACAGGCCGCGCGCCGGAAAUUGGCAGACCAAUACCCUCACCUGCACAACGCCGAGCUCAGCAAGACCCUCGGAAAGCUGUGGAGGCUGCUGAAUGAGAGCGACAAGAGGCCUUUCAUUGAGGAGGCAGAGCGGCUAAGGAAGCAGCACAAGAAGGACUACCCAGAGUACAAGUACCAGCCCCGCAGACGCAAGAACGGCAAGCUGGGGGCCUCUGGGGAGGGAGGGGAGGGGGCUGAAGGGGAGGGCAGCCACGCUCAGUCCCACUACAAGACCCUCCACCUAGAUGUGCACAGCACCGGGUCUGGUUCCCCUUUGGCCGACCUCCACCACCACCACCACCACCACCACCCUGCAGGCCAGGGCCACAGCCCCCCAACACCCCCUACCACCCCGAAGACGGAACUCCAGGCCGGGAAGAUGGCGGAGGGGAAGAGGGAGGGGGGAGGUGUCCCGGGGGGAUCCCGCGGCGGAGGCAUGGGGGUGGGAGCCGAGGGGGGCUCCGGGGGCCCUUCGUCGGCCGGCGGGAAACCCCACAUCGACUUCGGCACCAUGGACAUCGGCGAGAUCAGCCACGACGUCAUGGCCAACAUCGAGCCCUUUGAUGUCAACGAGUUUGACCAGUACCUGCCGCCCAACGGUCACCCGGGGGUCAGCCAGGGUGGGGCGGCCACGCCCGGCUCCUCCGCCACCUCCUACGCUUAUGCCCUGGCCUCCGCCAGCGGUCACUCAGCCGCCUGGCUGUCCAAGCAUCAGCAGGCCUCCCCGUCCGCUUCGGACCCCUCCAAGGCCCAGGUGAAGAGCGAGUCCGGGAGUCAUUACGCUGAGACCUCAUCGUCCUCGUCGGGGACCCACGUCACCUACACCCCCCUCAGCCUCCCCCACUACGGAUCGGCUUUCCCCGGUCUGUCCUCCAGGGCGCAGUUUGAGUACGGGGAGCACCAGGCUGCCGGUCCCUACUACGCCCAUUCCGGCCAGGCCCCGGGGCUGUAUUCAGCCUUCUCCUACAUGGGGCCCGCCCAGAGGCCCCUGUACACCACCAUCGCUGACCCCUCCGGUGUGGCCCCGUCUCACAGUCCCACACACUGGGAACAGCCCGUCUACACCACCCUGUCACGCCCGUAAAAGAGACACUGGGCUGAGAUGCGUGGAUGGUGUGUGUGUGUGUGUGUUUGUGUGUGUGUGUGUGUGUGUUUGUGUGUGCGCGCGUGUACACCGUCCUCACACAACCCCAAGAGAGGGAUGGAGAAAGACAAAGAGCAGAAGUGUGUAGGCUACUGAAUAUGUAUGUGUAUAUGUUCGGGGGUGCGGGGGGUUAAUAAGGGGUGGAUAUCUUAUCAAUGUUGUUUUGGAGUUUGUUGGGACCUGCCAGUGAAUCCACCAAGGCCUUAUAAUGUUUUUACUCUAUAUCAUGUUUUAUAUCACAGCCAGUGGUCAUUAGGAAAUCAGAAAGAACUUCUAACCAAUGUGUGCCAUGUUUUAGAGUGUAAAUUCAGGUGCAGACCUGCCAUAGUGGAAUAGUGUAUAAGACAUCUAUGAGUUUAAGAUGAUUCAGAGCUAAUACCUUCGUGAGAAAGCUACCUGUGUCACAAGGGCCAAGGGACAGUGGCGUUGAGGACUGGCUUUGGGCAAGUUAUGACUAGUUCUUGUUCUAAGAUCGAAAAGAAAAAAAAUGGUAAUGUUAUCAGAACUGGGUUGUUUUUUUAGAAUGAAAUAAUCUGAUUCUAUUAACCAAACUAAAGGACAUUUCGUGUGAUGUCAUUUUAUUGUUAUUUCUAUUACUUUAGUGGUGUGUGUUUUGUUAUGUUUCAUGACUUUGAUGUUCUGGUUUGAUAUUACACUGAUGUCUUCACCACUGCUUUUGAAAGAAAAAUGUUAUACAUUUUAAAUGGGUGAGUUCACUUGGCCAAUAACUAUAGCCAUUAGUCUGCCAUGUUGCCUUUUUUGUAUGUUGCAUUGUGCUAAACCAGUUGAUGGGAUAAAAGGACAAACAAGAGGGAAAAAUAAACUAGGAAAUAUUUUAUCUUA